CUGCACUCCUUACUAGCAAUGAUGAUAUUACAAAGUUUGAAAAACUUCUACAAGAAAACAAGCAACAACUUCUACAAGAAAACUUCUACAAGAGCACCAAGCCUCCCCACAAUCUUUCUUGGUUUUGAAAAUGGACAUAGGCAGAGAUUGUUGGCUAUUUUUACCACUGCUGAUAUACUCAAAUAAUGUUCUGUGCUUGAUUAGUUUUUUUAAGAAACCCAAGAGGUCAAGAUGAGGAGCAACAAAGCAGGAACAAUUUAGUGGAACUGACCAAAGGGACAAGAGAAAUUUUAUUGGGAUCACGAUCUCGUACCAUUUUUCUUUCAACAUUAAUUUUAAAGAGAAAGAAAAGCAAAGAAAGCUUUGUAUUCCCAAGGGUAUCAUGCAGAAUCUGUAUGUGUUCAUACAUUGUAAUAAUUGCAAGACUUCUUCAGAGAGUGUAUUAUUCCCCUAUGAGAAUUCCGGCGUUCUUAGUAGUCAUGAAGGCUGAGCUCCUGCCAAAAGAACCGUUUUAGUUUUUACUAAGAAACUUUCGGUGACAGUCUUCCAAGAGAGAGCCACCAAUUCCAGAACAAAUUCACAAUAUCUGGCUUUCAUAAAAAGCAAAUGGAUCAUCGUACUGGGUACUUUAGUAGCAACUGAUAACACACUUGGCUCUUUUUUGAUGGACGAGGAAUAUCUCGGGAAGCAGAAAGGUCAAAAUCUUUUCUGCCAUUGGAGAAAACAAACAAUCUGCAACUCCAGAAAUCUUUGGUCAUCUGUAGUCCAAGUAGUAACCAUAUCCAGCUUUGCUUACUUCCUAGUCCAAAGAAGACAGGAGACCAUGACAGAAGCUGAGAACUUUACCUCCGUCAAGGAAUUCAUCCUGCUGGGACUCACCAGCCAUAGAAAAAUCCAGCUUCUCCUCUUUGGGGUCAUUCUUAUCAUCUACUCGCUUACAGUAUUGGGGAACUUAUUGAUCAUGAUAUUGGUGAAGGUUGAUGUAAAACUCCACACACCCAUGUAUUAUUUUCUUUUCCAACUUGCAGGGGUAGAUAUCUGCUAUGUUACCAGCACCAUGCCUCUCAUGUUGACUCAGCUCCUGACUGAUGAUGGAACCAUUUCUUUAACUUUCUGUAUGAUCCAGAUGUACAUUGCCUUGGCCACAGCUUCUGUUGAGGUUCUCCUGUUGGGGGUCAUGGCCUAUGACCGCUACCUGGCCAUCUGUUGCCCUUUACUUUAUCCUGUUCUCAUGGGUAAACAGUGUCAGUUGCAGUUCACUUUAGCAUGCUGGAUCAUAGCUCCUCUGGUCUGUGUGAUUUGUAUUGUCUGCCUCGUUUGCCAAAACUAUUGUGGUCCCAAUGAGAUCAAUCACUUCAUAUGUGAGGUGCCAAUGGUGUUGAAACUUGCAUGUGGUGAUACCAGUAUUACUGAGGAUAUCAUUUUUGGAAUAGGCUCGUGUGUCCUUCUGGGUCCCCUUUCUUUUAUACUGACCUCCUAUGGAUUUAUUCUUCGUACUGUGUCACAAAUGAAAUCACACGUGGGGAGGCACAAGGCUUUCUCUACCUGUGUCUCCCAUCUCCUUGUGGUCUCCUUGUUUUAUGGCCCUUCCAUCUGCGUGUAUCUGCUUCCAGAGACUGAAUCAUCAUCUAAUCGCGAUAAACAAAUUGCAGUCUUCUACGUUGUGAUCACUCCUCUGCUCAACUCUAUCAUUUAUACUCUGCGAAACAAGGACAUCCAUAGGGCAGCAGCCAAGAUCUUGUGAAGAAGGAGCUUUGAACAAAACUAUUAUGGUUUGUGUCAAGAUUGAACAACUUU
Molecule: messenger RNA, 1797 nt
Organism: Ahaetulla prasina
Lineage: Eukaryota; Metazoa; Chordata; Lepidosauria; Squamata; Colubridae
Product: olfactory receptor 5F1-like
Exons: 2
Coding region: 665-1744 (359 amino acids)
Biological process (GO): G protein-coupled receptor signaling pathway
Cellular component (GO): membrane
Molecular function (GO): olfactory receptor activity; G protein-coupled receptor activity
Source: RefSeq, a predicted model, not a curated record